UGCAAAUCGCCGCUGCAACGCUGUCUCUCAAGGACAUAUGUACGAUGUAGAGUGAGCUCAGACGCUAUAGUGCGGAACAAUAUGCCUCGCAGGUUGAUACUUGUCACUGCCCUCCCUUUGGAGACAAUUCCUGUUCAAUUGACGAUCAUGUACGAACUCAGGGCAUCGACAGUGUAUGCGGUUUUCUUUACCAGGAUGGACUUUAUUGCAAACCCGAAUACUACCUGCCGCCUUCAUCUUCAUCAUCCAAAUGAUUAGCUGGCCUAGUUACAAACACGGCAAAUGGGUUCUCUACGUCGAUGCUCAGGACCGGCUGAGUCUGGGUCUAAGACAUCGGCCGCAGCUUGCAGGAGUCGUUAGAAAAUUUACGGUAUUGAACCUUGGCGGUCUCUUUCAUUGUGAGUCAUGUUCGAAAUCAGGCCGAUGAGACAGGAUCAGGAUCGGGAUCGGCCUGUUUGGACCAGGUGCAGGAAAGAGUUAUCUAUGAUGUUAUCGCGGGUGCG
Molecule: messenger RNA, 503 nt
Organism: Aspergillus costaricaensis CBS 115574
Lineage: Eukaryota; Fungi; Ascomycota; Eurotiomycetes; Eurotiales; Aspergillaceae
Exons: 1
Coding region: 176-427 (83 amino acids)
Source: RefSeq, a predicted model, not a curated record